This is a messenger RNA of Phytophthora nicotianae INRA-310, 204 nucleotides long. RefSeq lists its product as hypothetical. Bases 1 to 204 code for a protein of 67 amino acids. The record is from RefSeq and is a predicted model, not a curated record. The transcript is spliced from 2 exons. Lineage: Eukaryota; Oomycota; Peronosporomycetes; Peronosporales; Peronosporaceae.
AUGAUGCCGACUGGGGGAAAACCCAGAGAGCUGGUCGAACAGAGCUUGCAGCUGCUGUUCCACUGUGAAUAUUUGGCCCUGGUCGAAUAUGUUGAGUGCGUUAUCCCACUAGUGUUUGCAACAAACAAGAUGGUGCUGACGCAUCUCCCGAAUGUGGUCUACUACCCUGGAAAUACGAAUUGGGUCCCUGAGACCGUCAACUAG